Messenger RNA from Anoplophora glabripennis (Asian longhorned beetle), 675 nucleotides. Its product is annotated as acidic repeat-containing protein-like. The transcript has 5 exons. Bases 1 to 675 code for a protein of 224 amino acids. Lineage: Eukaryota; Metazoa; Arthropoda; Insecta; Coleoptera; Cerambycidae. The record is from RefSeq and is a predicted model, not a curated record.
AUGAUUUCCGCCGCAGACUCAGACUUGUGGUGCCCUCUGGGAGAUGAUGGUGGUGUAGAUAAUGGUGACGUAGAUGAUGGCAAUGUAGAUGAUGGCGAUGUAGAUGAUGGUGACGUAGCUGAUGGUGAUGUACAUGAUGGUGAUAUAGAUGUUGCUGUAGUAGGUGAUGGUAAUGUAGAUAAUGGCGAUGUAAAUGAAGGUAAUGUAGAUGAUGGUGAUGUAGAUUACGGUGAUGUGGAUGAUGGCGAUGUAGAUGAUGGUGAUGAUGGUGAUGUAUAUGAUGGUGAUGCCCAAGUAGGUGAUGAUGAUGGUUAUGUAGACCAUGGCGAUGUAGAUGUAGAUGAUGUAGAUGAUGAUGCUGUAGAUAAUGGCGAUAUAGACGAUGGCGAUGUAGAUGUAGAUGAUGUAGAUGAUGAUGCUGUAGAUAAUGGCGUUAUAGAUGAUGAUGAUGGCGAUGUAGAUGAUAGUGCUGAAGGUUAUAGUGCUGAAGAUUAUAGUGCUGACGAUUAUAGUGCUAAAGAUUAUGGUGAUAUAGAUGAUGGCCAAGUGGAUGAUAGUGAUGUAGAUUAUGGUGCUGUAGAUGAUGAUGAUGACGCUGUAGAUGACGGCGAUGUAGAUGAUGGUAAUGUAGAUGACGAUGCUGGAGAUGAUGGUGCUGCAAUUUUGGUGAUAUAG